AUGGCGUCUGUGAGCUCUGCUUCUCUCCCGGCUGGCACACCAAUCACCUGCCCUGCACGCCACACUCCUGCCCUGCACGCCACACUCCUGCCCUGCACGCCACACUCCUGCCCUGCACGCCCUACCCUGCACGCCACACUCCUGCCCUGCACGCCACACUCCUGCCCUGCACGCCACACACCUGCCCUGCACGCCACACUCCUGCCCUGCACGCCACUCACCUGCCCUGCACGCCACUCACCUGCCCUGCACGCCACACUCCUGCCCCGCACGCCACUCACCUGCCCCGCACGCCACUCACCUGCCCUGCACGCCACUCACCUGCCCUGCACGCCACACUCCUGCCCCGCACGCCACUCACCUGCCCUGCACGCCACUCACCUGCCCCGCACGCCACUCACCUGCCCUGCACGCCACACUCCUGCCCCGCACGCCACACACCUGCCCCGCACGCCAAACACCUGCCCUGCACGCCACACUCCUGCCCUGCACGCCACUCACCUGCCCUGCACGCCACACUCCUGCCCCGCACGCCACACACCUGCCCCGCACGCCACUCACCUGCCCUGCACGCCACUCACCUGCCCUGCACGCCACACACCUGCCCUGCACGCCACUCACCUGCCCUGCACGCCACACGCCUGCCCUGCACGCCAAACGCCUGCCCUGCACGCCACACACCUGCCCUGCACGCCAAACGCCUGCCCUGCACGCCACACCGCCUGCCCUGCACGCCACACACCUGCCCUGCACGCCACACGCCUGCCCCUCACGCCACUCACCUGCCCUGCACCUCUGUUCAUUGGUGCUCAGGAGACAGGUUUACGACCCCAAAUAGAGCCCAGUGCACCAAUCACAACAUGGAAAGUGUCUUUCCAGGUCUGUGUAAAACCCUGUGAAAAACCACAGAGAGCCCACCAAGAACAGCACCACCACCAGGAUGAGCCAUCACAUACAUCCACUCACACAUACUACACUUUCACCCUGUGA
Molecule: messenger RNA, 990 nt
Organism: Lampris incognitus (smalleye Pacific opah)
Lineage: Eukaryota; Metazoa; Chordata; Actinopteri; Lampriformes; Lampridae
Product: putative protein CRIPAK
Exons: 1
Coding region: 1-990 (329 amino acids)
Source: RefSeq, a predicted model, not a curated record